This is a messenger RNA of Rosa chinensis, 1313 nucleotides long. Its product is annotated as pectinesterase 3. Gene Ontology annotation, biological process: negative regulation of catalytic activity. The record is from RefSeq and is a predicted model, not a curated record. Lineage: Eukaryota; Viridiplantae; Streptophyta; Magnoliopsida; Rosales; Rosaceae. Gene Ontology annotation, molecular function: enzyme inhibitor activity. The transcript has a single exon. The coding region runs from base 145 to 858 and encodes 237 amino acids.
UUAUCUUAUAUUCCUUAUUACUCUUUGAUUUCUCUGGAAAAAGUCUUACACUCCAUCAAUUUGCUUCUCCUGUACUCAAUCGCCACAAGUCAUCAACCCAAAAACACCCAUCUUGUUCUACCUUUCUCAACCCCAAAACCAGAAAUGGAUUCCAUCAACGCCCUCAAAGGCUACGGCAAGGUAAACCCAGAACACCACCUAGAAGUCCAAGCUCAGAAGAUCCCCCAACCACCCAAAAGGCCAAUCAUCACCGCUCUUGUCAUCUCAGCAAUAGUCGGCUUGACCUUUGUGAUCGGCCUCAUGCUCGCAGCUCUCAUCCAUGAAUCCACUACCGAGCCAAAAGACGAGUCCCCAUCCCUCUCCAGCUCUGCCGAGUCAACCAUCAAAAUCGUCUGCAACGUGACUCGGUACCCCGAGUCUUGCUUCACCUCCAUUUCCUCCCUCAACAGCUCUCCUAAACCAGACCCUGAGUCCAUCCUCAAGCUCUCUCUCCAAGUCUCCAUUUCCGAGCUUUCCCAUCUCUCUUCGGUGUUGAAGACCAUGAACUCCGAUGCCGCCAUCCGUGACUGCCGGGACCAGGUGGAGGACGCGUUGAGUCAGCUCGAUGACUCGGUGUCGGCAAUGGUGGUGGGCAAAGCGUUGACUGAAGCAAAGGUCAAGGACGUCCAGACGUGGAUAAGUAGUGCGGUGACGGACCAAGAGACGUGCUUGGAUGGUUUGGAAGAGAUGGGAUCAGCCAGUGUUGAUGAAGUGAAGAAGAAGAUAAAGAAGUCGAUGGACUUCACCAGCAACAGCUUAGCCAUUGUGGCUAAUUUCAAGGCCAUUCUUGACAGGUUUAGCCACAGUCCACUCCAUUAGAUUAAAAGCAAGUUCACAUGUUGAGCUUGACUGGUCAAGACUAUUCACUGCUUUUUUGCCUUGUAUUUCCACUAUUGAGCUUGACCAGUCAGAUACUGUUCACAAAAUGUCACGACUAGUCAAGUAUUUCCACUAUUGAACUUGACUAAAAACUUGACUAGUCGUGACAUUUUGUGAACAGUAUCUGACUGGUCAAGCUCAAUAGUGGAAAUACAAGGCAAAAAAGCAGUGAAUAGUCUUGACCGGUCAAGCUCAACAGGUAGAAUUGAGAUUUUGGGUUGUUUCAUUUUCUUCUUGAAAAUCUGAAUUGUGUUUUGUUGUUGGUUUAUGUAGCUCAUUUGUUUUUGGUUUGUUUAUGAAAAUAUGAUCUAGAUUUACUUUCAAUAAGCAAACCUUAUGGAACACUAAAUUGAUGUUUAAAUUAUUGUUAGUAAAAUAUGGAAUGAGUGUACAAU